Neospora caninum is the source of this 1194-nucleotide messenger RNA. Its product is annotated as putative RNA helicase-1. Lineage: Eukaryota; Apicomplexa; Conoidasida; Eucoccidiorida; Sarcocystidae. The coding region runs from base 1 to 1194 and encodes 397 amino acids. The transcript has a single exon. The record is from RefSeq and is a predicted model, not a curated record.
AUGACUCCUCUAGGACCGAAAAUCCGGCAUGUUCUGGGAUAUCCGUUCCGUAAGAUUGUCCGCACGUUGCGGGCGGCUGGCGCCAGCGUUGGACGCAAGGUGACGUCAUGGACGUCGGGUUUCAUUUGGAAAAGGCGCUGGACGGCGCUCGUCGCCGAGACGGUCGCACAGAUGAAGAAGGAAAGGAAACAGGAGAAGGAAGAGCGACAGGGCUGCGCCGCGGUAGCCCCCUUUGUAACGAAUCCUCACGCGCUGCCGACGUCGCUGGGGGCACUUUCGGCGGAGAUGUUGGACGCGCUGACCGGGCUGUUCCCGCCUCAGCAACCUGUCGAGAUGAAGUCGAAAGUGACAGGCUCCUCCAUCACAGUCAGGUUCUUGGAAACUGUGGGUGUCUCUUCGUACGGAAGCGUUUUGAUCAGAUGCCAGAGCUCCGCCGAAGCGGAAGAAUGCUCUCUUGAGGCGUUCCCCGUUACAAAUCCUUCAUUGCGCUCGAGUGCAACCGUCAGGAGGCAGUAUCUAAGAGCAAUGAAGCAACUCAAAACUGCGUCAGGGCCCUCACAGGUCGGCAUCCCCCGAGAUCUUCUCGUGCUGAAAAGCGCCCGAGGCAGCUGGUGUCCUCAACGUCCUAGGGAUGCCUUUGCGUUUCCGAAUGUGUUCUUCAAGCGGUCUCUCCAGGCUGAAAAGCUCCGAGAAGUUCUGACGCACAUGGCAGCCGCCACAGACCCCGGGGGGCAACGGACGGCGCAUGACGCUCGAGUCUCCCUGACGAAGCAAGUGCACAAGGGUGUAUCGCUCGCUUCCCCAACUCUGUGUCGACACGGAAACAUCAACAUUGACAGCAUCUUUGUCACGGUCGAUGGCAUUGUGCACCUGCAACCGCCCGUUGCAGAGUGUCCGUCGCCUGAACAGUCCUCCGUUGCAGCAGAUCGUCAUGAAAGCACUGCAGAGGCCGCGGCGGAAGAAACUGACCAAGACAGAGAAAUACUAGCGCCCGCGGAGGAACCCAUCAGCGACGACCUUGCGCUCGCCAUUGUCUUUACGCAUAUUUGGUGUCCCCUCCGGAACUUCGAAGAUGUUGCCUACGAACUGACGUUACUCAAUCGUUUCGAACGCGAGGUCCCAGAAGAGUUCUUCGAACGAUGUGCUUCGCCGCCAGAUGCUAUCGAAGUCUUGAUCGCGAUGUUGGCUUUGUGA